This is a messenger RNA of Sceloporus undulatus (fence lizard), 6505 nucleotides long. It is a transcript of the gene SREBF1, whose product is annotated as sterol regulatory element binding transcription factor 1. Gene Ontology annotation, cellular component: nucleus. The coding region runs from base 804 to 4013 and encodes 1069 amino acids. The transcript is spliced from 19 exons. The record is from RefSeq and is a predicted model, not a curated record. Gene Ontology annotation, biological process: regulation of transcription by RNA polymerase II. NCBI's taxonomy places the organism in Eukaryota, Metazoa, Chordata, Lepidosauria, Squamata, Phrynosomatidae. Gene Ontology annotation, molecular function: RNA polymerase II cis-regulatory region sequence-specific DNA binding; DNA-binding transcription factor activity, RNA polymerase II-specific; protein dimerization activity.
GUCCUGCCCGGCUUCACAGCGAGCUCCCUGGCCCUUCCUGGGUGUCCUAGACGGCCUCUUUUCUCUCUCGGAUCCAGCCCAAAUAAGCUAACUUUUUAAGAAACAUAUUUACGUCCGGCCUUGUCACUCCCGUGGCUGUUUCCUCCCCACUCGCUUAACUCUCCCUUCCUCCCCUCCAGGUCAAGAAAUGUAUGGGUUUUCCUUCUCUUUUCUCUUUUUCUUUUUUAAAAUGCAUGAGUGCAAUCUCUCUCACGCACACCUCUGAUUCAGAGUGGAGCUGUGUGGCAAUUGGCCCCAGCUUUGGUUUAGCUUUUGGCAACGUUUCUUGGGAGCCAAUCCAAAGCACACCGUUUGUGGUGCCUCCGACAGUUGUGUAGCAGGUCCCCCCCCCGAAGUCUAUGAAGAAAAAGUCCCUCACUGUACUGUCUCCCCAAAACUGCAUGGUGCAUUUCUCCUGCGUCCCUCAUAUCCCAUUUGGUGUUCUCUCUAGUUGGUCCCAGCUUAAGGUGACCUGUUGUCCCAAGCAUCCUGGGCCACCUUUUGCCUCCCUCUCCCCCCGCUAAAAGGUCUUGCUUGGACAUGUCUGCUUGGAGGGCAGCCAGCCUUCUAAUAUUAGGACCUAUGUCUGUUAGGUUGGCCAACUGGCAUCUCAGAGUGAUGCACACAUGGUCAUCCCUGUGGCACGCAAUAUCAAAAGCCUGACCCCAGACUCUCAAAACUAGACAGAUUGUCAACACAGAUUGUGUGGAGACCUCUUCCAGCAGUGAUUCUGGCUGGGCCCAUGCCUGUAUGGCAACUUUGACAUGCUGCAACUGAUCACGACAGACGACGGUGAUUUCCCCGGUCUCUUCGAUGGUCCGUUUGGCACAAAUGCCCCACCAGAACCCAACCCACAUGGGCCCAGCUUGUUCAGCAGCUACUUGGGGAUGGGCAACCCACCUUCCUCCAGUUUGUUCCAGCUUCCAUCACCGACCCAAACAAGCUUCCCGUCCCCACCAACGGUUGGGCUGAACCCAAACCCAAACCCAACUCUGAUGGAUGUCAAGGAGGAAGAACCAGUCACUGUGACAGCCAGCUCUCCACCACAAGCCCAGCUCUCCUCGCCCAGAAGGACACCUCCAAGUUUUGCUCCGGUCACCCAGGCCCAAUUCUCAGGGCAACCUUUGGCGGGCUUCCCAAAUCAGAAAGCUCCCCAGCCAGGAGGGCAUCCUCAGCCUCCUCCAACCACUGUCCCAGUGACGUCCCAGCAGCCCCAUUCUGUGGCUGUGCAAACCCCACUCCAAAACAUUGCCCCACAGCAGAUCCUGGCCCCCAACGGAUCCCAGGUCAUCCAGCCUCAGAUCCAGCAAGUCCCGGUCCUUCUGCAGCCCCAUUUCAUCAAGGCUGACUCUCUGCUCCUGACCACCGUCUCUGGGGCCAAGGCCACCACCGGGAUCACCUCCCUGGCUACUACCACCUCCGUCCAGUCAGCACCUCUGCAGAUGUCAACCCUGAUGAGUGGAGGUACCAUUUUGGCCACUGUGCCACUGGUAGUGGAUACGGACAAACUGCCCAUCAACCGCCUGACCACUGGUAAGCCACUGGCGAGCCAGAACAAAGGCGAGAAGCGCACUGCGCACAACGCCAUCGAGAAGAGGUACCGCUGCUCCAUCAAUGACAGGAUUGCUGAGCUCAAGGACUUGGUGGUGGGAACAGACGCCAAGCUGAACAAAUCGGCCAUUUUGCGGAAGGCGAUAGACCACAUCCGGUUCCUGAAACAGGCGAACCAGAAGUUGAAGGCUGAGAACGUGGCCCUCAAAAUGGCUUCCCAGAAGAACAAAUCCCUGAAAGACCUGGUGGCCACAGGGAAGAUGGAGGACUCGGCGGAAGGGAUUAAGCUGAUGGACGCCCUGACGCCACCUCCGUCUGAUGUGGGAUCUCCCUCGCAAAGCAGCCCGCUCUCGCUCAGCGGCACCAGUGGAAGCGAUUCCGAGUCGGAAAGCCCCUUCUGCAUGGAGGCCAAGGUGAAACAAGAAUGGCAAGCGCUCUCCCCGGGCAGCAUGGGCAUGCUCGACCGGUCGCGGAUGGCGCUGUGUGCUUUCGUCUUCCUCUGCCUCUCUUUCAACCCCUUGUCUGCACUGCUGGGAGGGUCCAGCUCCACGGAGCCCACCAACGUGGCAGGCGCCAGCGGUCUUGGGCGCACCAUUAAGGCGGAGAACGGGGCAGGAGAUGUUCCCAUCACCUGGUUGCAAUGGCUUCUCCCCACCAUGUGCUUCUGGCUGGUCAACAUAGUGGUCAUUUUUGGUGCCUUCAUCCGGCUCUUCAUUUAUGGCGAACCUGUGACACGGCUCCACUCAGAGUCUUCUGUCCUAUUCUGGAGACACCGCAAGCAAGCUGACCUGGACUUGGCACGAGGAGAUUUUGCGCAGGCUUCCCAGAACUUAUGGACGGCGCUCAAAGCCCUCGGACGUCCACUGCCCACCUCCAACUUGGACCUGACCUGCAGCCUCUUGUGGAACCUGAUCCGGCACGUGCUUCAGCGUCUUUGGGUCGGGCGAUGGCUGGCCAGCCGGGCCGGGGGCUUCUUCCGUGACCAAGAGCUCAAGGCCGACGUGCGCAAGAGUGCUUGUGAUGCGGCACUGGUGUACCACAAGCUGCAUCAACUGCACAUGACAGGGAAGCAUGUGGCAGGUCAUCUGUCGGCUAUCAACAUGGCGCUGAGUGCUGUCAACUUGGCUGAGUGUGCAGGCAACACCAUCUCAGUGGCCACCCUUGCAGAGGUCUAUGUGGCGGCAGCGUUGCGGGUCAAGACCAGCCUCCAUCGCUGCUGCCAUUUCCUGGCGCGAUUCUUCCUCAGCAGUGCCCGGCAAGUGUUGCUCUCCCACAGCGGGACUGUGCCACCUGCUCUCCAGUGGUUGUGCCAUCCGGUCGGGCACCGUUUCUUCGUGGACGGCGACUGGGCUGUGAAGAGCUCUCCUCGGGAGAGCAUCUACAGCUCCAUUGGCAACCCAGCGGAUCCCUUGGCGCAAGUGACUCAACUUUUCCGGGAACACUUGUUGGAGAAGGCGCUUUCUUGCGUGUCCAGGCUGGAGAGUCAGACGCCCACCAGCCUCAGCGAGGGGGAAUUUUCGGAUGCUCUGGAGUACCUGCAUUUCCUCAACAGCUGCGCAGAUGUGGUCCCCAGUCCAAGUCCUUCCAUUGGUACCAACAUGGAUGCUGCUACAGGCACUGACCCCAUCGCUCACUGGUGGGCCUCUGUGGUCGCAAUGGCAAUCCAUGGGUUGCAAGGGGACGACGAGGCGGUGGAGCACCUGUACCCUUUGGUGGAGUCCAUGCCGAAAGCUCUCCAGGCGUCUGAGAACCCUCUUCCCCGGGCGGCGCUGUAUACUUUCAAGGCGACUCGCAUGCUGCUGGGCAAACUGGAUUGCAGUCUGGGCCAGUGCGACGUUGCGGGCGACUACUUGCGCGAGAGCUUGGGAGGCAACGCACCCGCCAGCACCAUCGACAGAGCAGUCCAGUUUCUCCUGUGUGACCUUCUCCUCAUCACCCGCACCCGGCUCUGGCAACAGCAAAUGCAAGCUGCGCAGCCCCAUGGUGGGCCCUACCAAGCCUCUGCCCAUGAGCUGCGCGGCUUUCAGCAGGAACUCAGCAGCCUCCGGCGCCUGGCGCAAGCGGACAAACCGGCUAUGCACAGGGUUUUCCUCCAUGAGGCAACGGCCCGACUGAUGGCCCGGGCCAGCCCCACACGGACCCACCAGCUGCUGGACCGGAGUCUGCGCCGGAGAGGGCCCUCAAACCCCACAAAAGGAGCCAGUGAACAAGGCAGCCACCCGACCGCCCGGGAACAAGCCGAAGCCCUCCUGCUCGCCUGCUCCUACUUGCCGCCGGCCUUCCUCUUGGGGCCGGGUCAGCGGGUGGGCAUGUUGGCCGAAGCCGCCCGCUCCUUGGAGAAACUGGGCGACAAGUGGACUCUCCACGAAUGCCAACAGAUGAUCAUCCGUCUCAGCAGCGGCUCCACCGUCACCUCCAGCUAGAGUUGCUGGGAUCAAGGACUUGGAAAGAGUGGGGAGCGAACGUGGGGCGGUCCCUCCAAGCACACCUUGGGAUGUGUUUUUGUGACGAAGCAGAGAAGGAGGGUUUGCUGAUCACUGGCUCCCCCCUUCUCUCUAGGUAACUGUUACUCUGCAGGGUUGCCCUCUUACCUCCUCUAACGUCCCUCUUCCAGGUUGUUGUGUGUGCUGAGCAGACCUAGGUGACUUAAACGGGGAGGACAUGAAGAAGACGUGGUGGUGGCCGAUCUCUUUAUGAGGCUGGGGGAGCCGAUGGGUCUUGCUUGCUCUUGCUCUAAAGAGUUAUUCUACCUAUUGUGGGCAGGGUACAUUGGAAAAUGGGCAGUGCUCAGAUUUUAGACUCCUGUAGGGUCAGCUGCAACUAGCUGCGAGGGUCGUUUCGUUUCCUCCCCACUCCAUGUUUUGACGCUCCUAGGUGAGAACGUCCCACCCAGUGUCCAUGCACGCGCAUGGUUUGUGGAAGCUCGGACCAUGGCUUGUGGUACCUCCGGAUCUGUUGAUGAUUUUGCAAUAGCGCCGCAUCCCAGCAGCCUUCCUUUUCUCAUCCUCCUCCUCCCUCCGGGAGCCUCCUUGCUUCUCCCGGAUGCUGGCAAUCCAUAAGACAAGGGGGACCCCUGGUGGCAGCUCCCACCAUUGCAGGAGGUCCAUCCGUCUCUUAUUCAGGUCUGAAUAAGAGUUGGCACUUUGCACUGUGAACUCCUUUUCUAGAGUGGCUGGCUAUUGGUCACCUUCCCCUUUGCUUCUCCAUCCCGAGUGAGCCUCCAGGCCUCCACCUUGGCAGCGUGAAGUUAAGGAUCUUUUUUGGGAGGUUAUGGGGCAACAUUUUCCCCGAUGUGUAGCUAUGGGAACAACGCAGGACGCAUCUUUGAGAAGACCAUAUUGAGAAACUGCCGGUUUCUCCAUCGUUUGCAAAGGGAUUUGGCUAAACUGGGGUGGAAAGUGGCGGCUGGUGAAUUUCCAGAAGUUUUUAAUCUCCCAAAUGGUUGAUCACUGGAGAAAGCACUAAAAUCUUCUAGGUUUUCCGCCCCCACAUUACACAAUUGGAGUACCUUGGAUACUACUUUAACUUCCACGACUGCCUUCUGUGCAAUCCUGAGAUUUGCCAUUUAGGAAGAGGUACUCCGAAAUCUCAGCAAGAGACUUUUAGCAUGAAAACAACAACCAAGGAUUCUGUAGGAAGCAGCCCUGGCAGUUAAAGUGGAUUCGUAGCGUUGUAACUGUGUGGUCUACUCGGCUGUGUUAUUCCAGGAUGAAGUUAGUGGCUAUUUUACUGCAUUGAAGGGGGCAUUUCCAAAGGCUGUUUGGAGGUGCAUAUGUAUUUGUUGCCCUAGUUGGCCAUCUUCUUUUCUAAAAAUGCCACUCACUUGCAGAAACCAUCUGCUUUUACUACAACUUCAUUCUGGUAGUUGUAGGAAAAGGGGGGAAUGGGCUUUUCUUAGCUCUGUUUGGUUGCAAAUCCUACAUUGGAGCACAGUUCUGCUUUCUCUCCCCUGAGAAUCUGUUAAAUCCUAGGAGGGACUGUUGCUAACCACUGGAAAGGAAAACAAUUCAGACCCCAAUGUAGUAGCUGGACUCGACUUGCAGGGUAGGAGAAAUGCGAGUAUGUUCAUGGAUGGAAUACAGUAUAUCUUCCUUUUCCUUCCCCUGAACCACCUCCUCCUUUCCCAGUAAGAAACAGCAACAGCUGCCCAGAGGUGAGAUUUUGGGACAAGGCACACAAGGGCGAAAAAAUAGUCCCUUGCACGGCAUCCAAAAAGUGACACAUGUAAAGCAUACUUGUUCAGGAGCAUGUCAUUAACAGGACUCUGGCUUUUGUUAGGGUGAUCUAUGACUCCCUCUUUACCCUUGCAUUGAGAUGUCUUGAUGGGAUAAUCUUUCUCCUAUUGAAAUCUUGCUCCCUAAAGAUGCAGGGACCCAGCCCCAAAAGAAAUUUAAGGCACCCAGCCCAGCUACUGAUGGAAAAGCACACCAUCCGGGGAACGGUUUUCGUGAUAUGCAUGUACUGAAAGGGGAGAAAGAAGAGUCAGACUGGGUGAACAUGAGAAACUUGUGUUAGAGAAGGGGAGACCUUGAUGGCCUCACCUUGCCUUUGCUUUCUCCUCCACCCCGUAAGGCGGAUUUUGUGACUUUGCCGUGUUUCCCAUUGCUGUCAAGGCUGCUAUUUCGUAGGGGAGAAAAACCGCCGCGGGACAGGAGCGCAACCAGAAUUGCCCCCACUUGCAGGGUUUUCUCUGGUAAGGGGCCUCUGUGCGUGUGCGUAUCUGUGUGUGCAUUAUAUACACACAUGCAUACAUAGAUACAGAUAUACAUACAUGCAUAUAAUAUAUUAUAUACAUACACAUCCCACUUUGCUCCGGUCUGAACCGUUCGGUCAUAGUUCUUCUCUUAAAAGUUAUUUUCAUAGCGUGAGGGUUUUGGUUUUUUUUUGUACAGAUGAUUAAAAAAACCUCUACUUA